Messenger RNA from Silurus meridionalis, 4231 nucleotides. Its product is annotated as M-phase phosphoprotein 9. Lineage: Eukaryota; Metazoa; Chordata; Actinopteri; Siluriformes; Siluridae. The record is from RefSeq and is a predicted model, not a curated record. The transcript is spliced from 24 exons. Gene Ontology annotation, cellular component: centriole. The coding region runs from base 143 to 3394 and encodes 1083 amino acids.
CCCGCGGCGCGUUGUGCCGUUAGUGGGCGGAGACUAAACGCUGUGCUGCGGGGAAAUAGGCGCAGAAACGACACGCCAAAAUGGGAGAAGUCAUGAUACAAGUUCGUAAGUCAUGUGUGCACUUUAGCCAGGCUGCGUAAGCAUGUCCACAGAUGACAGCAUCUCAGAGGACGUGUCAAGCUCUGUGGCACUGAGCCACGACCCCACGAGCCCCAAUGGAGGGAAAGAGAGCGAGGCUUCGGUGGUCUCCUCCGCGGACACAGUGUCGGGCCUGGCUCUUCCCGAAGAGGCGGCUGUGAUAAGUCGACCUUCAAGCACACCAGCAUGCACCAUUUCCAGCAAAAUAAGGAGUCUGUGUCUCAGCGGUGCUGAGGAGGAGUUCAGCUCAGGGAGAAGCCUGCCCUUUAUCAACCCCAGUUCUUUAGAGACGCUCCGAGCAUUGGUGCACGAGAUCCAGAGCAGCGAGACGGACCCUGAGAUCUGGAAGAACUGUGAGGGCAGGUGGCUGCACCUUUUUCAGUUGGUGGAGAAGCAAUACCAAGAACAAAUUCUUGCUCAGCAAGAACAGUAUCAGUGCCAAAUACAGCUUAUUCAGGACGAGAUUAAAGCAUUAGUGCAGCUACAGAAGCGACAAAGCAGUUCACAGUUGAACCCCUCGGGAAUAGCCAAGACAUUGCAGCCUCCAGCGGACCUGGAUAAUGAAAUCCAGGCUUCUAGCCUCUCAAAGGUCACCUCUUUCCUUCAAGAAAGCUCAGAUGAGGGUCUUGUGACCGUCCAGAGCAGUGGCUAUGGCACUCUUUCCACCUGGGAGCCUGGAAUCACAACAGGGAGCUUGGAAGGAAAGGACGAGGUGUCAUCUUCACAACGAAAGAAGGGCAGUGGCACUUCACACUCCCUUUUGGCUAAAAUGCCGGGGCAGGACAAUGUGUCAUGCAGAACUGUGGCAUCUAAUAAUUCACCUCGCACAACAUCCUCAACUGUGCCAAAUGUUCUUGCUGACAAGCCGAGGUUAAAGAGUCAACCACUGACCUCCUGGGCUCAGAGGCAGAAGGACAGGCAAAGAAAAAGCAAAUCGGUACAAAACCAAUUGCCGCAAAUGGAAGGGAAAGAAGAGAGCGGGUCAGGGGUCUCUCCAAAGGAAGAUGUGGAACGUGUGGAUGAAUUUGGGCGUAGUGCAGUCUACUCGAGCACUGCUGCUCUGAAGAGAAGUGACAGCCUUGUGUCGGAAGCCUCGGGUCUGACCUAUUGGAAGCUGGAAGAAUGCGAGCUCUACCGGCCUCUACCAGACAACUUUGAAAACAAGUCUUUCCUCCUGAUGCAGGAUGUUAAUAUGAGCCAGCCUCUAGAAGAGGAGGAAAGGAUGUCUUUGUCUCUCAGAGAGAUCUACCAGAGCAAGCAAAAGGUGGAUCCCAAAGGUCAGGAGUGGGACUCCUUGAUAAACUCUGAUGCAUCUUCACCUCAGGUGAGCAUUGAGGUGCUGACUCUGGAUCCCGGAACACACACAAGGCAGUCAGAGCGCACGUCGGGCUUCACAUCUCCCUCGCGCUUCAGCAGCCCCACCUCCCCAAUGUCGCACACUUCACAUACUGCCCCUCAAGUUUACAAUAAAGAUGGAGGCAGCCGUACGACCACCAUGACACCGCAGGCAACGGGCUCCUCUAAACAUGAACCACGCCCUAACGGCAGGAAGCUGCAGGCUUCAGCUUCAAUGGAUGACCCUGUGGUGCUUUCAUUGCUGAGACAGAACCUGAGGGAGAAGAAUGCACGGCACAUAGCAGACCUCCGAGCAUACUAUGAAUCAGAGAUCAGUGCCCUGAAGGAAAAGCUACAUUUGGUCGAUUUACCCCUAGACAUGGAGAAAAGCAACCAGAUGCUGCUUGAACGGUGUGAACACUUGGAGCGAGCUUUUACAGAGGCAAGUGUGCGCAUCAGAGAAUUGGAGAACAAGAACUGCCACCUGGAGAGACAGCUGGCGGAGUGGCCCGAGCGCUACGAUGCAGCCAGUUCCACGGUGAAGGCUCUGCAGCAGCGUCUGGAGGAGAGCAAGCAAAGCGGCAGGGAAAAAGACAUCAGCCUGAACAAGCUGAGGAGCCGCCUGCGCCAGCUGGAGGAGGCUGUACAGAACGCUUGCAAAGAGGUGGAUGACAAGGAGGCACGCAUGAAGAAAGAACACAAAAUGCUGCAGGAUCUGCUUCAAGAGUAUGACUCAUUAAGAAAAGAUCACGACGGAGUCAAGGAUCGCUUUUUGUCAACUGAAAACAAACUUUUUGAUGCUAAUGAACAAAUAGCAGAACUAAAAAGGGUCAUUUGCAAACUGGAAGCACAAGUGAAGCAGCUGGAACAUGAGAACAUGGCUAAAACUCGGCAGGCUUUGCACAGCCACUUCCAGCCUUCGGGAGCUGGCUUAUUCCACCAUCCUGGUCCCCUACUUUCCCCAAGCAAAUGGCUGCGAGACGUGGAAUGCAGCACAAAGAAUCCUGGCGUUUCAGAGAAAGCAGGAAUAGGAAAAGGCCGCCGUUCACCUUCAGAGAGGGAGCAGACACACGAGGACUCGACUAGGAGAGACGUAUCGUUGACCCCCGUGAUGAAGGCUCUGAUACAGAUGGAGGACACCAAAGCCACAGAGGGACGGGCUCUGACAAAAACGCACAGCGGCUCUCCCAGGUUAGGAAGCAAGAGACCCACAGUAGCAUUUGUGGACAGCGUAAGAGAGCCUUUACUGGAAAAAGGUGAAACCGUGCUUCGAGCUCAGAGAAGUCUUUCUCCAGAGGGCCAUCGCUCUUCAUCUCUUCCUCCCAGAGCUCAAAGAACAGGUCCUCCAUCCACACCAACGAAGAGAGAAACUCUACUUUAUCCGCUCUCUGCAAAGUCCAGUCCUAAGCGAUCUCCAGCAGAGAAUGUUUCCACAGCGUUUGGUCGUCCCGUGCAUUGCCACCAGCACCUGCAUAACAGGUUUGACUUGCACUUUGAUCAAACUGGUUUUGGCUCACCUCUGCCAUCGAGGCGCAACUCCAGAACGAGACUGCAACUCGCGUCAGAAGGUAAAACUCAGACCAGCUCCACGUCGUCUCAGGCUGCAGAGAGCAGUGAAUCUGAGGAGCAAGAGGUUUUGGAUCCACACCUGCUGAACCAUGACCAUGAGGAUGAAAUCAGCGUCCCUCGUGUUCAGUCUCUAACUGACGCUGAAAAGCUGUUUGAUGAGCUCACACAGGAAAAGCAGCGGAUUGAAGCAGCACUCAGUCGCAUUCCUGGGGCUGGAGCCAGGCUCACCUUACAGACCAGGCUGGAUCAGGCAUCAUUAGAAAACCGAUUGGAAAAAGUGAACCGUGAUCUGGGAUCCAUUCGCAUGACUUUGAAACGAUUCCACGUUCUCCGCUCUUCUGCCAAUAUAUAGCGAUAUAUAGUCGGAUUCCUCUACUAAGGAUUGUAAAAGGUUUUCUGACCAGGACACUUCCACUGUACAUAAUAUUAAUGUUCAAUAUUUCUACUUUUGUUAUGGUAGGAUAUUUUUUAUGUUUAUAUAACAUGUUUUAAUAUGCAGUCCAGAAACUGAUUUUUAAAGUAUAUUUUAGUACACAGAUUUGUAAAGGAAAAAAAGUACUUUUUUAUGUCAUAAAAAGAGUAUUGCCUCAUUCAGGUUGAUUUUGUUAUUUAUUUUUUCAUCUUGCUGCUGAAUCAAUGAAUGGCAAACAAAAUACAAUAGACCAGGACACAAUAUAUAUAUAUUUUUUAAGUUUCCAGCAGUUCAUAACAUUCCAAUUUUACUUGAAUUUUGUUUAUUUAUUUCCAACAUUUUUUUAUAUUUUUUUUGUUGUAUUUUUUAAUUUCAAGCCAUUUUGAUUCCGCCAUUUCCAAAAUGUGAAUAUUUUUACACAAUAGAAUUUAGUUACUUCAUAGACAUCAGUUAAUAAAGAAUUUACCAAAUGCUUUCAUGCAGGUCCUACACCAGGUUCUACAUUCAACUCUCUUUUAAACAUUCCACACAUGACUUUUAUUACCUCUUUUUAAACCACAUAGGUUGUUUAUGCACUCUUACCAGGCAGGAUGUCGACCACCUUUGAGAUGUUUGUGCCACUUUAAACUGAAUGCCUUUUUAAUGCAUGGAAAAUUGAAAGUAUGAAAAAGAAUUGUUUCACUCUCAUGAAUUAGGCUCUUUCAUUCCCUGUAGAUUGUUGGAUUGCUAUUUACUCUUGCAUCAAGCAGCUCAAUAAAAAAAUACAAUUAAUUGAAA